Molecule: messenger RNA, 2178 nt
Organism: Rana temporaria (common frog)
Lineage: Eukaryota; Metazoa; Chordata; Amphibia; Anura; Ranidae
Gene: IFRD1
Product: interferon related developmental regulator 1
Exons: 12
Coding region: 282-1562 (426 amino acids)
Cellular component (GO): nucleus
Source: RefSeq, a predicted model, not a curated record
AGCGGCGGCGCCCAGUGUUUAAUCCUGAGGUGUUGAGAGAUAAAAUGUGUCGUCUUCAUCUACAGUUAUUCAACGGAGUUACAGUCGCCAAUCCCACCAUCAGACACCUCGAACCUUUACCGAUAGCCCAUUUUAGCAGUAUUUCUGAGAGACGCUUUAGUAAAAAGUGUUCAUCUGUCGGCUGAUUCCUACUACACCGCGGCCGUACACAAGGAAACCACCGGCUUCGCCGGACACCGGGUACCAGAGCGGAGAGAAGCGGCUACUGUGGGGCGGUAGACAUGCCUAAGCCUAAAAAGAGGAGCGCCAGAGCCGCGGGUGGUCGGCAGAAAAAUCUUUGUCCAUUUAGUGACGAUGAUUCCUCACUCGAAACCAUGAGCCAGUGCAGUAGUUUUAGUGAUGCUGCCAGCUAUCAAGAGGAUGGUGCUGAAGUUGAUGAAAUGGCAGCCCAGGAAGACUUUGAGUUCAAAUUAAAGGGUCUUAUUGAACUUACAAUGGACAAAAGUGCAAAGACAAGGCAAGCUGCUCUGGAAGGCCUAAAGAAUGCUUUGGCAUCCAAAAUAUUAUGUGACUUUAUCUUGGAAAGAAGGCUAACAAUCACCGAUAGUAUUGAGCGCUGCCUAAAGAAAGGAAAAGGUGAAGAGCAACGUAUAGCAGCAGCUCUAGCCUGCCUUCUUUGCUGCCAGCUUGGCUCUGGCAAUGAAAGUGAAGAAGUGUUCAAAACCUUGUCUCCAACUCUAAAGACUAUUAUUUGUGACAGAGGUGCAAGUAUCCAGGCACGUCAGGCUUGUGCUACAUACUUGGGCCUCUGCUGCUUUAUUGCUGCUGAUGACAUUGAGGACUUGUAUGGAACAAUGGAGUGUCUGGAAAACGUCUUCUCUAAGCAGUAUCGAUCUGAAGGCGGUGCUGAUGGCUGUUCAGCACUUCACGUCCAAGCUCUCCAAUCAUGGACCCUUUUGCUAACCAUCUGUCAUACAAGUGAAGCAAAGAAGAAAAUGGACAUACAUCUACCCAAACUUCCACGACUGCUUUCCUGUGAGGAUGUCAACAUGAGAAUUACAGCUGGGGAAACACUGGCUGUUCUGUUUGAAAUUGCAAGAGAAGCGGAUGCAGAUUUUUAUUAUGAAGACAUUGAUCCUUUGACUCAGACAUUGAAAGCUUUGGCUACUGACUGCAAUAAACACAGAGCCAAAGUAGACAGACGAAAGCAACGCUCUGUUUUUCGGGAUGUACUCAGAGCUGUUGAGGAUGGAGACUUUCAGGCUGAAAUGAUCCGCUUUGGCAGAGAGCGCAUGCACAUUGACUGCUGGGUGAAAAGGCUCACAUAUGAUAUUUUCAAGGAGCUAUUUGGCUCUGGAAUGCAGCUUCAUCUUCUGACGAAUGGCUUUCUGCGUAGUAUAUUUGAGCUUGGACCACCUUUGUGCUUGAGUGCAGCCGAUAUUGCAGCAAUGAAAAUCUCCCGUGUUGAAAGGCACAUGAACAACUCUGCUGCAUUCAAAGCUCGCACAAAAGCUAGAAGCAAACUGCGUGACAAGAGAGCAGAUGUCGGAGAAUUCUUCUAAAUAUUCAGGAUGGGAUCCAACCUGCAAAUGUGUAAACUCUGCAAAUGAAAAGAACAAUUUUUAACAGUUGGCUAAGGCUGACCUCGCAAAUGGCUUUAGCAGCGUUUCAGUUGGGAUGGAAAGAUGUACAUGUGGGUUUGUAACAACAUAUGAAUAUAUUUAUUCAUUAUGUAUUAGGUCCAGCUAUGUAGUGUUUCUCCAUAAUCAUGUCUUGUAUAACUUUGCCCUAUAUAGUAUUCCUGCUAAACAAGUCCUGUAUACCUUCACUGCCUGCUGCAGUUUGAUUUCUUUUGUGUCAUGCAUCUCCAAUAUGCGUAUUUUCUGCAUAAUCAGCCGUAAGUUGCAUUUGGAUUUAUGUAUUAUAAAUUUUGCAUGAUUCAUGCUAAAUUAUCCUUGUGAUAUUUUUGGUGUUUUGAAAUAGAAGUGAGAUUUGUAAAUUAUCACUGACCUACUCUAUUUGCUGUAACUUGAUUUAAGGUCACUUUGCAUUGGGUUGCUCCUGUGUGCACAUUUUAUCUUAAGAGUUAUACAUGAAAUUUGUGUAAAUAUCUUUCCAAACAAUUGUGUAAUUGUAUCAUGGUUUUUUAAAUGUACCAUUAAAAAAACAUUGUGCUUA